This is a messenger RNA of Lichtheimia ornata, 1581 nucleotides long. RefSeq lists its product as uncharacterized. Lineage: Eukaryota; Fungi; Mucoromycota; Mucoromycetes; Mucorales; Lichtheimiaceae. Bases 1 to 1581 code for a protein of 526 amino acids. The record is from RefSeq and is a predicted model, not a curated record. The transcript is spliced from 4 exons.
AUGUCAAGCGAAUCGAGUAGCCAAAAACCGCCACAACAACGUCAAGCUCAGACGAGUACGACAACAGAGAACCCGCUCGAGCCAUUUUACGAGCAGCUGCUCAAACUUUCCUUCUCAGACAGUGUAACCGCCAUCGAGCAUUGUCGUGAUCUAUGUGCACAAUAUGGUUUCACUGUCAAGCAAGAAGCAAGUGCGCACAGGAAUAUUUACGUCUUUUGUUCUCGUGAAGGUCAACCUGAUUCACAACGCAAAAAAUCCAACCCAAAACGAAAACGACCCUCCAAACGAUGCGACUGCCGCUGGCGAGUGGUCCUUCAUCAACAAAACGGCAAUUGGGAAUUUCGAAAGUCACUUAAUCCAGAAGCUGCUUUCCAUAACCAUGAAUUAUUGCGCCCUGAAGAAGUCGAUCGGAGCUGGCCACAAGAUGUCAUUGAUAUGAUUUACGAGCUUGCACGUACCCAAUUGCCGACUGCAGAUAUCCGAGCCAAAGUACAAGCUGAAUUUCCUGAUAUUAGUUGGAAUGAACGUCGUUUUUAUAAUCGUCUUUCGGAAGAACGACAAAAGAUUAGGCUGCGUGAAACAACGGCACGCACGCGUAAGCUAUCGUCGCUGUGGGCUCGCAUUUGCUCAGCUGCCGCUGGUAGUGAGGAACUUACAAAUUACGUUGAAGCCGAGCUGUACAAAUUAUCAUUGGCAACAUGUCAAUUGGGUCGAUUAGAUCCACAAUCCCUGCAUGAUCCCGUCAUAGAAAAUGAAGAGACUACCACAUCAUCCUCAUCAGCAUCCUCAUCAGCACAACAACAGCAACGACAACAAUCUCAAUCAGCAACCACUACCACAACAACCACUUCUUCAUCUGGCAACAACACCAACACCAAUAGCAGCAAUAAAUUACCCGAGGCACCUAAAGGAUUUACAUCCGUGGUGAUUCCCAAAUCCACGUAUUUCAUCAAAACGCACAAUCAACGUGAUCGAGCAUCCAAACGUCAACGUAUAGCAGCGGUAUCCACACCCAAUACGCAAACGACAUCUACGACCACAGCAGCACCAGCAGCAGCGGGCUCGUCUCAUCUUGCACCUCAUCCACAGCAACAGCAGCAACAUCAGACAGCCACCACCCCUUUUGUUUAUCAAUAUGGUGGGAUGACUUUACCGACAACCACCGCUAUGCCCAACUAUGAAUUCCAAUAUCAGUCGUAUCCAGCAGCAGCAGCAGCAGCCAUGCAACAUCAUGUGUCAGGUCUUUUCGAUAAUAGGACACCACCUGCUCCAUCCACAGGACCAACAGCAGGCGAAGCAGCAGCAGGUGCUGAUCAACAACAGCAACAACAGCAACAUUCGGCGGCAGCAGCAGCAGCAGCAGUAGCAGCAGCAGAAAACAUGCGACGAGGUAGUCAUCAUGAUUUAUACCAGCAACAUCCCUUGUAUCCACAUCAACAACACCAUCACAGGCUCAUUUUACCAGCACGAACUCCUUCCAAUACGACCAAUGAAUUACUCUUGCAUCAUCAUCGACAUCCUGAACAUCCCCCAGAAACACCUAUGCCUGGUCAACCUCCUCCGCCUCCUCCUCCGCAAUGA